AUGCUGGAAAAGCCAGCUGUUCCAAAAGAAAAUCCAGUCUAUUCUGAGGUCAAGACAGGGAAGGCCACAGCAGCAACUGGACAUGCUGAGGUUGACCUUAAACAGAAGGCCAAAGCCAAGAAGAAGAAAGAAACAGAAACCCCACCUGAGGCAGAUUCGGUCUAUUCUCAAGUGAAGCCAUUCACAGCCCCAGAUCUGCAUCCUUCAUUGUCUCUCAGAAUAAGACCCAACAGAACUCAACACUUUACAUCAAAGUCUCUCUCACUAAGCUGUGAGGAGAAGGGGAACUCUACUGGAUGGAGACUGAAGAGAUACAGAGAGAGAGGAGUGGAGUCAGGGUGUGGCUCUAACUGGGGAUCAAUAGCAGGGUCCACAUGUACCAUCAGGUCCACACUUGAAAAGGACAGUGGAGUGUACUGGUGUGAGUCUGCAUCAGGAGAGUACAGUAAUGCUGUCAACAUCACAGUGGCUGCUGGUGUUGUGAUCCUGGAAAACCCUGCCCAUCCCAUGACUGAGGGAGACUCUGUGACUCUGCUCUGUACAAAUAGAUAUCAGGAAACAAACCCAAACCCCAAGGUUGAUUUCUACAAAGAUGGAGAACUCAUCAGGAAUGAGACCACAGGAGAGAUGACCAUCCCUGUAGUAUCCAAGUCAGAUGAAGGCUUCUAUAAGUGUAAAUCUAAUGAAGGAGAAUCACCAGAGAGCUGGGUGACAGUGAGAGGCAUAACUCCUGGACCCUCUACAUCAGUCCUAGUAGUAGUGGUUGUGGGCCUGGUUGUUGCUGGUGUUCUGCUGGCCAUUCUCCUGGUACUGCUGUGUCGAUAUAAAAACGCCAAAGGUUCCUGUUGUAACAGGAUAUUCACGUGA
Messenger RNA from Coregonus clupeaformis (lake whitefish), 867 nucleotides. RefSeq names its product low affinity immunoglobulin gamma Fc region receptor II-like. Bases 1 to 867 code for a protein of 288 amino acids. The transcript is spliced from 8 exons. Gene Ontology annotation, molecular function: transmembrane signaling receptor activity. Gene Ontology annotation, biological process: cell surface receptor signaling pathway. The record is from RefSeq and is a predicted model, not a curated record. Lineage: Eukaryota; Metazoa; Chordata; Actinopteri; Salmoniformes; Salmonidae.